AUUUCUAAAUUCAGACUUACACCGUUCUAAGUUGAAAAACAUAGCAACAAGAUCCCAAAAAAUAUGAACCCAAGAUUGAUAUUUCCCAACAUUAAUCCACCUUUGAUGUUUUUUCUUUUGUCAGCUAGUAGUGUUCUUCAACCACUCCAUUAUUUAAAGAAUUUUAAUUCAAGUCAACGAUUAUGACACACCAUUAAUUGAUCGAUCCAUUUUAUAAUAAACUAUACACACUUGCAAAUCAGAGAAAAGCAUGGUUUUGAAAUCUGGUUGUUGUUGGAUAUGAAUUUUUUCAAGAUACCAUUAAGUCCUUUUGUCAUUAAUAACAAGCUAAGAACAUAUAAUUGAUUCAAUAUUUCCGCCUUUUUUUAAUUUGGUUGUUGUUUUCAUUGUCGGGUAGUCGAUUGAAUUAUCACUGAACAGAUGAUAGACUUUUUAUGCUUCUUAUAUCACUCUCUUGAACAAGAAAAUUGCAGAACUUGGAUAAAUGGAUGGUAAUGGCGGUAUUCGCGGCAUCCUGCUCUCGAUAGUGUUGUUAUUGCAGCUUCCUUUUCACUCUGUCGCGUUUCCGCUAUGCACCAAUUCAAGAGCACCAGUGAUUUCAAAGACCCCUUUGAAGUUCUGUUCUUAUAAUGGAAGUACUUGUUGCGACUCCGCGAAAGAUUCACAGUUGAAGAAGCAGUUGCAAGCUUAUAACGUUUCCAGUACCGCUUGUGCUUCGCUUUUGAAAUCGAUUCUUUGCGCACAAUGUGAUCAGUAUUCGGCAGACAUAUUUAAGAUUGAAUUUGGGGUUCGGAAUGUUCCGGUUUUGUGCAAUUCCACUACACUUGAAGUAAACUCGACUCAAUCAAAUACUGCAAGAAAUGACUUUUGUUCAAAGGUUUGGGAUACAUGUCAAAAUGCAUCCAUUCUGAAUUCGCCAUUUGCACCUUCGUUACAAGGAAGUACCGGAGGAGGAGCUAAGAUUAAUUCGAGUUCUAAGCUGACCGACCUUUGGCAAUCAAAAGCUGAUUUUUGUGGAUCAUUUGGUGGUUCCUCUAGUGAGGAGGGAUCUUUGUGUUUUGAUGGUAAACCGGUUUUUUUUAAUGAAAACAGUACUACUACUGAAACCGAAGCUCCUCCAAACGGUCUGUGUCUUGAGAAACUGGGAAACGAUUCUUUUCUUAACAUGGUUGCUCAUCCUGAUGGUUCUAACCGUGUGUUCUUGGCUAAUCAAAAAGGAGAGAUUUGGCUUGCAGCUGUUCCUGAAAAUGGUUCUGGGGAAGCUCUAGUUUUUGAAGAAUCUCCUUUUCUUGAUUUAACUGAUCAAGUGCAUUUCGAUACUGAAUUUGGACUUCUGGGAAUAGCAUUUCAUCCUGAUUUUACACGUAACGGGCGUUUUUUCGUUUCAUACAAUUGUGAUAAAGUCACUUCGCCAAGAUGUUCAGGAAGAUGUGCAUGUAAUUCAGAUGCAAAAUGUGACCCCUCAAAGCUUGCUUCUGACAGUGGUGCAGAUCCAUGCCAAUACCAUAGUGUUAUUGCAGAGUAUAGUUCAAAUGGCACCGCAUCAAAAUCAUCAUUGAAAGCAGUUGUAAACCCAACAGAGGUACAGAGAAUAUUCACCAUGGGCCUUCCUUUUACAGGACAUCACGCUGGUCAGAUUCUCUUCGGACCGGCCGACGGAUAUCUCUAUUUUAUGAUGGGAGAUGGUGGAAAGAUUGGCGACCCGUAUAACUUCUCCCAGAACAAGAAGUCCUUGCUUGGAAAGAUUAUGCGGUUUGAUAUAGAUAAUGCACCAAGUGCAAAUGAAAGCGACCAUGGUCUCUGGGGAAACUAUUCUAUACCAAAAGACAAUCCGUAUGUGGAUGACAAAGAUUCGGAGCCGGAAAUAUUUGCCAUGGGAUUUAGAAAUCCUUGGAGGUGUAGUUUUGAUUCUAAACGGCCGUCUUACUUUUUGUGUGCGGAUGUAGGCCAGGAGAUAUAUGAAGAGGUGGAUAUCAUUACAAAGGGUGGGAAUUACGGGUGGCGUGUAUAUGAAGGAAAUUCUCAUUAUAAUCCCCCAGAAUCCCCUGGAGGAAAUACAUCAUCCAACUCUAUCAAUCCCAUUUUUCCCGUCAUGGGUUACAGCCACUCUGACGCAAAUGAAGGUGAUAAGGAAGGCUCCGCUUCAAUUGCAGGUGGUUACUUUUAUCGCUCAAUGACUGAUCCUUGCAUGUACGGAAGGUACUUGUAUGCGGAUUUAUACGCGGGUGCAAUGUGGGCAGCUGAAGAGAUCCCAACAGGAAGUGGUAAAUUCAAUACUACAAAAAUACCAUUCAGUUGUGGAAGUAAUUCUCCAAUACCGUGUACCUAUGAAGUGGGCAGUUCAGUACCGGAUUUGGGUUAUAUAUUCUCGUAUGGAGAAGAUAACAAGAAAGACAUUUAUCUUUUAGCAAGUAGUGGUGUGUAUAGAAUAGUUCGUCCAAGCAGAUGCAAUUACGCUUGCUCUAAAGAUAACGGUACGACUUCAAAUAGUACCCCUAAACCUUCUGAUCCUUCUUCCAGCAGUCGGUUGAUGGGUACUUGGCUGUACAAAAUUAUGAGCCUACUGUAUUCAUCUUUCUUGAUUUUGUUAUGUUUUAAUUUGUAAUGCAUAUAGUUGAUGUUGUUUUGGGUUUUUGCUCAUUCUUUACUGUAGACAGUUCCUUUUGUUGGUGUAUGCACAGAUUUGAGAUUGUCAUGCUUUGUAAAUUGUGGUGUAAAACAAAUGUAAGGAAACUUAAAGUCCCAUUUUAUAAUCUCAAA
Papaver somniferum (opium poppy) is the source of this 2760-nucleotide messenger RNA. RefSeq names its product HIPL1 protein-like. The record is from RefSeq and is a predicted model, not a curated record. NCBI's taxonomy places the organism in Eukaryota, Viridiplantae, Streptophyta, Magnoliopsida, Ranunculales, Papaveraceae. The coding region runs from base 485 to 2605 and encodes 706 amino acids. The transcript has 7 exons.